Molecule: messenger RNA, 1792 nt
Organism: Cryptotermes secundus
Lineage: Eukaryota; Metazoa; Arthropoda; Insecta; Blattodea; Kalotermitidae
Product: tropomyosin-1, isoforms 9A/A/B
Exons: 3
Coding region: 152-1039 (295 amino acids)
Source: RefSeq, a predicted model, not a curated record
AGGAAACCUGAAGUGCAGUUGCCACGAGGGGUUCUAGCGAGCCACGCGUUUUACACAUUAUAUUAACCGUACAAUUACAGCACCUCUGUAGAGUCCAUAUUUAAAUAUACUGAAGUUUUGUUUUCACUUUGUCGUAUAGACCAGCCCCAAUAUGUACAGAAGAAUUAUUAGUUUCUUCGGGGGUGCCACGUCUGAGAAUUCAGAAGAUAAAAGCGAAGAACUGGCUCAGACGAAAAAUGACGAAAUGACCGGAAGUGGCAAAACUUUGCACAGCGGAAGUCAAGUGGCUAACACCAUGUCAGAUGGGGAGCAAAGGGCACUGCACAGUCGCAUUGAAAGUCUGGAACACGAAUUAAAGGUUCGUACUGAAGAAAGUGAGAAUUACAAGAACAGACUUCAGCUUGCAGAGAAGGAACUGGAAAUUCUGAGAACAGCUGCUGUUCCUUCACCAAUCAGCAAGGUGACCAUUGGGGUAGGAGAUGGAGUUGUGGAUGAUACUGAGGACAACAUUCAUGAACGAGAACCAUCUGCUAACAUGGAAGAGCUGCUGGAUGAGAAUGCUGAACUGCAUGAAGCGCUAACCAAAGCUAGUGAACAGCUGAAGGAUAAGAUGGACAUGUGUGACAAUCAUGAGAAAAAGAAUAUAGCUCUCACAAAUCAGAUUGAAACACUGAAAGAAGUGGUGAACAUAACAAAGGAUCUCCUUAAUAUCCGUGACAUGGAAGUACACCAUCUACAAAGUGAUGUGGAGUCAAUGGAAGGAAAAAUUGCAGAAGAAAGGCAAAGGCACAAUUCAAUGAUUACAAAAAUGGAAGAAGCGGUGAAAUUGAAUUCAGAUUUAAAAGAAGAGUAUCAGAAUCAGCUGAAGAUUUUCCAAGAACUGAAAGGGAGAUAUGAAGAGAAAGUGACAUUACUGACAAAGGAGAAUGAGAAACUUGAGGAGGAAGUUUCAUUGUCAAGAUCUGUGCCACAUACUGCACAAAGUAAUCAACAAGUAAUUACAGAUAGCCUUGUGAGUGCAGAAACAGGUACACAGUAAAUCUUUUCAAAUUGUUUCCUAAUGCUUGUAAAAUGAAACUUAUAAUGGCGCAUAACACUUGGAUUUCAUAGGAUGUCUUGUUGAAGCACAAUAUUAAACAUUAACACCAAUAUACUCAUAAAACAUGAAUUCUUAACUCAUAAAAAGAAUUGUUUUAUAUGCUUUUAAAUUCUCUGACCAUAACAGAGUUUUCUUAUAGAUUACCAUUAGUCCCCUUUUCAUAACAAAUCUCAGAGUUUGUCCUAUUUAUUCAGAGAUACAAAAUCAUGUGGUUUCAGUGCUAAUUGCAGAUUAUAAGUUUUUUCAUCCACAGCUCUAAUGUAUGCAAUGAAUAGGUCUCAAAUCAUGAUUAAACUUUUUUCACUACCAAUAGAAUAAUUUACUCCAUACAUAGAGUGGAACAUAUUACAGAAAUAAUUAGCUUAAUAAAUUUGAUAAAUUAUGUAUAUGAAAGAUUCAAAUAUGGAUGAAGACUAUAUUUAUUGGUCUCCUAGAGAAAGAGAUGUAUAUGAUGUGUAUGUUAUAAUAUUCAACUGAAACAAUGAUGUGUCCACAAAAGGACAAGUAGAGUUAUGGGACCAUACUUCAAAUGAAUGCCAAUACUGGUCAGCAAUGAAUUUUAAAUAAUUAAAUAUUAGGGAUGUCAAUAAAGUGUAUAUGUAAUCAGCAGUAGUUGCUUGAAGUGAUCAAGCAAGCUUAUAAAGUAAAAAGCAACCUGUGAUUAUCAACAAUAAAGAAUUCCGACAGCACAUG